UAUACUACAGCGCCAAUAUGAUACAAGCCGACGGCCGAGAAUAGCUCGACACUUCUCUGAAAUCCAGAUAAAUGGUCUCGAUGAACCAAACAAAUCCAACACAACCCAUUUGAUCAAUUUCCCGUCUCCAUAAUUGAUCAUUUCAAUUUUCGAUACAGAGAGAAAAAAGAAGUAGGUUUUAUACGCAAAAUUCUGGAGCUGUGGGCCGUGGCCGAGUCUCUAUAGGCAGUGCAAUUGAAAUGGUACGAGUUGCAGUCGUAGUAAACACAGAGAGGCAGUGAGAUUGCAAUAAAAUCAAGGGAAUGGUUAUCGGGUCGGAGCCCGGUGGCGGGAGCUCCGAUUCCUCAGGCGGAUGGAGCAUGGCUCGUGGGUUAGUGGUGAAGACGCUGGUGCUGAUAGGUGGAGCUCUUGUGCUGAAGCGGCUUACAAAGUCCACCACCCGCUGGGACCAUGCCCGCCUUGUUUCUCGUUCUAUUUCCGGCGAGAAGUUCUCCAAAGACCAAGCAGCUAGAGAUCCUGACCAUUACUUCAACAUCAGGAUGGUUACUUGCCCAGCAGCUGAAAUGGUGGAUGGUUCUAAGGUCUUGUAUUUUGAACAAGCUUUCUGGAGGACUCCUCAGAAGCCCUUUCGCCAGAGAUUUUAUAUGGUGAAGCCUUGCUCCAAAGAGUUGAAAUGUGAUGUUGAGCUAAGCUCAUAUGCAAUUAGAGAUGCGGAGGAGUACAAGAAUUUCUGUGAUCGCUCAAAGGACCAGCGCCCGUUGCCUGAAGAAGUUAUCGGGGAUAUUGCAGAGCAUUUGACAACAAUACAUCUGAGACGUUGUGAGCGUGGGAAACGCUGCUUAUAUGAAGGUUCAACUGCGCCUGGCAGUUUCCCUAAUCUAUGGAACGGAGCCGCAUACUGUACUUCGGAACUUUCAAUUCUUAAAAAUAAUGAGAUACAUGCCUGGGAUAGGGGAUAUGAUGGCGAUGGAAAUCAAGUUUGGGGACCAAAGGAAGGUCCAUAUGAAUUCAAGCCUGCACCUGCCUCUAGUACCAAUGACAUGUUUUCUUCUUUAAAUUUUCCUAUUCAGCAGUCUUUGGAGAAAAGAAUAGAGGGUUCAUUUGUAUUGCAAGAAUAAUCAUGUUACAUAUUACCAUCCUAUGUAAAUGUUCAAAUUUAUUUGGUAUCUCAAGUCUAUUUAUUUGUCUUUCCUGUCA
This is a messenger RNA of Prunus dulcis (almond), 1197 nucleotides long. Its product is annotated as chromophore lyase CRL, chloroplastic. The record is from RefSeq and is a predicted model, not a curated record. The transcript is spliced from 8 exons. Bases 303 to 1118 code for a protein of 271 amino acids. Gene Ontology annotation, molecular function: lyase activity. NCBI's taxonomy places the organism in Eukaryota, Viridiplantae, Streptophyta, Magnoliopsida, Rosales, Rosaceae. Gene Ontology annotation, biological process: protein-phycocyanobilin linkage.